This is a messenger RNA of Stomoxys calcitrans (stable fly), 3161 nucleotides long. RefSeq lists its product as uncharacterized. The record is from RefSeq and is a predicted model, not a curated record. NCBI's taxonomy places the organism in Eukaryota, Metazoa, Arthropoda, Insecta, Diptera, Muscidae. Bases 109 to 3063 code for a protein of 984 amino acids. The transcript has 3 exons.
AAUCACACUCCCAAAAGAAUUUUAGUAUUUUUUUAUAGAUAAAAUGUUGUAAAUUUUGUUUAAAUUUGUGUUAAAAAAACCGCCUGGUGUUAGAGAAACGUAUUUGAAAUGGAAUUAAAUGAAAUUUCCAUGAACGUGGAUGUCAAGUUGGACAUUUACGAUAAACGCCCCGAUUCUUUGAAAUUUAAAACAUGGACCAAAAGUGAAGUUAAAAUAGAAGCCAUUAAAUGUUUGCCUUGCUUUCUGCGUAUCACCAUCAAGUCCAUAGAAGAUGACCCACAUCAUCCAUGCCACCAGCUAAAUGUGAAAAUCAACGUUCCUGGGGUCUCAAUAAGUUUGGCCACAUCGCGCACAAAACAAUUUUCCUAUGGCUUAUUUUGGAACAAUCAUCGCAGGGAUUGUUUCAUUUAUUUUUCCGCUGAUACCGAAACAACGUGUCGCAAACAUAUGAAAUGGAUUAAAAAGUCUAUAAAAAAUUUAGAAAUCUAUCGACAAGUGUUCUUUGAACAAAGAAGGAAUAGCCGAUAUGGGCUUGCCGUGUUGCCGCUUAAAGGCGACACUUUACAAAAUACAAAUAAAAAAGUGGAACUGGUCCCUGCAAAAGAUGCCCUCGAUGCUCUUGGUCCACUACCACAAAUUCCUGUCUCUAAUAACAGUUUCAAUUGGUCGGGUGUCAGUCGUGUAUCACGUGCUUCCGACAUUUAUGAGGAAAUAUUGGAUGGCAUCAUACCUUCACAUCUCCCACGACGACUUUCACGAGCUUCUAUUGCCUCAGGCAUAUAUGAGGAAAUGAAGCCAUGUUCGCAGAGUGUUAUUAAUGCCAUAGUGGAGGAGCAUUUGGAUUGCCCUCCUCCAUUGCCACCUUUGCCGCCUCAUCGUAAACGCGUAAACACAUUUGGCAUUGAUUUGGAAAAUUCUCUAGGAGAGAUUCCCCGUUCAAAUACAAAUCCUGAAUCCGAUUUGGCCAAAAAGAAGAAAUAUAAAAAUGUUCUGGAGAAUAUUUUUGGCUCGGGACGCUCGAAGCGUGCUGAAAGUGUUAGCGAGACUCAAGCUUGUACCCUGGAGGAUAUCAUCAACAGUGGCUCAAACGAAAACUUUGAUAAUCCUUUAUAUGCCAAUGAUAUACCGAAUAAUCCCGAUUUGUUAGCCGUAAUAGGCAAUAAACGCAAUAGUUUUUCAAGUCCUGACUUGUCGAAAAUAAAUUUUUUAGAUACUUUCGAUGAAGAAAAAAUUGCCGCUUUGCUAAUGCUACAAAAGUCCAGUGAUGAUUUGGAUGAACACAACGAUUUUAACGAUGAAGAAAAUGAUUUGAUUGAUGGAGGCAUACAUAACUACAGCUCCCUGAGUUUGGAUGAUUCCUCCAUAGGACAUUCCACUUCUAGAGCUGUACUGAAACGACUACAUGCUUUGAAAUCUAAAUCUGGUUCCAUGGAAAGUCUUAACAUUUCGGAGCAAUUGCCACAAAAUUUCAAUUUCUCUGCCUGUAAUACUUCUUCCAUUAAUUUAGUGGGGUCAAGUGGUGCUGUGCCUUCAUUGCAAAAACUUAAACGAAAUAAAAUUGUCAUUGAAGAUGAUUUGACGGGCUAUUGUGUUAUGGCUCCUAUACAAAAUAAAAAGACUGAAACUCGUGCCACAGCAGUCACAGCUACAUCAUCCACAACAUCUUCGACUUCAUCGGGUUACUCCACCGGUUCGUACUGUUCCACAACAUCCUCAUCAUCAUCGAACACAAACUCCUCAGAGCACAAUAAAGAUGGCCAUCUGGAAGUAGCACCAAAACAGCAAAUACAGGCUAUUAAAAAAGUUACUGAAAGUGAUUACGACUUUGUGCCAUUACGAAAAACCCCCAUACCGGUAAAUGAGAGCAGCAAUAUUUAUGAGAACAUGCAGGGGGGCUCGCCAAUAAAUGUCAGUAUUAUUUUAAAACCCAAUGAACAAACGCCACCUUUGAACAAAGACUUUAGUGGAAAUCUCUAUGAGAAUUUAUUAACAAUAAAAGCCGCACAAGAAUUGGAACAACCAUUACCGGCCAAUGUCUGCACUAGUACACCCACCGAAAUGACGGGAGAAAAGGAAACCACCGAUAACGGAUUGGAAGAGCAAGAAAACUAUUAUCAAACUCCAAGAAAGUCCAUUAUAAGUGUGGAUGACAAAGUACCCUCGUACUAUCCAAACAGUUGUGAUACCAUUAAAACGAAAAGGGGAUCUGUAAGUCCUAUGAAACAACAAUCACCACCGUCCGCUCAAAAGUCCGAAGAAAAGGAGAAAACCCUUGGCCUCAAACAUUUGGUCAAUAUUAAAAUGAAACGGGAACGCAAAGAAAAUCUAUACAUAUCUUCACCUCAAAAAAUACUCGAUCAACGGAAAAAGAUCGCUAACGAUACGGCUGCAGCUUCAACGACUUGCACCAUACCCCGUCGAUCACAAAAUGCUCAGAAAAUUUCCGAUAACGUGUACACAGUCAAUUUAAAUAAAAGAAAAUCUCUAUUGCUGCCCACCAACAAUAAUAACAAUACGGAAAAAUCAUCAUACAACGAAGAGAACGAUGCCGCCCAAAUGAAUCAGAAACUCCAAAAGGAAUUAUUACAGUUAGCUUUAUUACAAAACAUCGAUUUUAAAUUUGAUGACACCUCUGAGACAAGUUGCGGCGUUAGAGGCACAAUGUCUGCCAACAGUUCACCUGCUUCAGCAGCCACUACACAGAGUGGCAUACGACGCCUAGAAGAAGCCGAACUGGAGUAUGAAAACUGCUUUAGGGCCAGCAAAGAUGCCACAAGAUUGCUGAAUAAAUAUGCCACUUUGGCUCCCAAACAAUCGAUGCGCAUUCGCCAGUUGCAGCAACAUUUGAAGAACAAUCAACAAGCUACUAAUCAAAAGGAUCUAAUGACACAAUCCACAAAAGUGGAAUCACCUGCCGCAACAGAGAUGUCCGGUAUGGUGGGCCAGGUAAUGGGUUCGAAAAAAUUUGCUUCUUUGCCAAGAUUCAAGAAAAUCGAUUUCUCACCGCUUAAAUUGAAAAUCAAUAAUGUGCUUCAGAGAAAUAAUCAUCAACCCGAUUUCUGAUCUGUUUCCUAUUGUAAGUGAUAUGAAAUGUGCUCGCUUGAUCGUUUAUCAUAUAACAUUUCCAUUGCGUUUUGAAAGCUUUAAUUUAUUGUUUUUCG